GCUAAAGUCGCUUUGGAGUAAACGGAUAGUUGUGGUUCUUGAUCUUCCACAAUGGGUGAACCACAACAAGUGAGUGCACUUCCACCACCUCCAAUGCAGUACAUCAAGGAAUAUACAGAUGAAAAUAUUCAGGAAGGCUUAGCUCCCAAGCCUCCCCCUCCAAUUAAAGACAGUUAUAUGAUGUUUGGCAACCAGUUCCAAUGUGAUGAUCUUAUCAUCCGCCCUUUGGAAAGUCAGGGCAUUGAGCGGCUUCAUCCCAUGCAGUUUGAUCACAAGAAAGAACUGAGAAAACUCAAUAUGUCUAUCCUUAUUAAUUUCUUGGACCUUUUAGAUAUCCUGAUAAGGAGCCCUGGAAGUAUAAAACGAGAAGAGAAGCUAGAGGAUCUUAAGCUGCUUUUUGUACAUGUGCAUCAUCUUAUAAAUGAAUACCGACCUCACCAAGCAAGAGAGACCUUGAGAGUCAUGAUGGAGGUCCAGAAACGUCAACGACUUGAAACAGCUGAGAGGUUUCAGAAGCACCUGGAGCGAGUCAUUGAGAUGAUUCAGAAUUGCUUGGCUUCUUUGCCUGAUGAUCUGCCUCAUUCAGAAGCUGGGAUGAGAGUGAAAACUGAACCAAUGGAUGCUGAUGAUAGCAACAAUUGUACUGGGCAAAGUGAGCAACAAAGAGAGACUUCGGGUCCCAGGAGGGACCAGAUAAUAGAGAAAGAUGCUGCUUUAUGUGUCCUAAUUGAUGAAAUGAAUGAAAGACCAUGAGGAACGUUGUAUGGUUUCUUUUUUUUUUUAAACUAUUGAUAAAUAAUACCAUACAUUAGCUUAUUUUCUUUUGGAUAGUCUUAAAUGGUUUGGCUAAUAAUAUAAUGUAAUUUUUGUCCUUGACUCCAGCUUUUCAAUUUGGAGAUGUCAUAGACCGUAAUUUCACUGUAAAAUAAACAGGCAAAUUGAACAUACCUACACUAAGCGUAAAUGCCUUAAAUAGCAAAGUGUUUGCUAUUGUGUGGGAUAUUCCUAGUUUUGGAGUUGAAAUUAAACUUUGAAGCAGU
Castor canadensis (American beaver) is the source of this 1040-nucleotide messenger RNA. It is a transcript of the gene Med7, whose product is annotated as mediator complex subunit 7. The record is from RefSeq and is a predicted model, not a curated record. Lineage: Eukaryota; Metazoa; Chordata; Mammalia; Rodentia; Castoridae. Gene Ontology annotation, cellular component: mediator complex. Gene Ontology annotation, biological process: regulation of transcription by RNA polymerase II. Gene Ontology annotation, molecular function: transcription coregulator activity.